Strongylocentrotus purpuratus (purple sea urchin) is the source of this 2124-nucleotide messenger RNA. Its product is annotated as adhesion G-protein coupled receptor G2-like. The record is from RefSeq and is a predicted model, not a curated record. Lineage: Eukaryota; Metazoa; Echinodermata; Echinoidea; Camarodonta; Strongylocentrotidae. Gene Ontology annotation, molecular function: G protein-coupled receptor activity. Gene Ontology annotation, biological process: G protein-coupled receptor signaling pathway; cell surface receptor signaling pathway. Bases 198 to 1547 code for a protein of 449 amino acids. Gene Ontology annotation, cellular component: membrane. The transcript is spliced from 6 exons.
AACAAAUUUCCAGUUCAGAUUCGUCUGAUGGCAUCGUGAUAAGAUUGUCUGGUCUUGACAUCACCGAUUUCACAGAAACAAACACCACAGUUGCUGUUAGAGAUUCUAGUUCAAUCAUUCCAAUUGAAACAACACUUGUACAGACUGUCAUUCCUGUGGAGGCGCUACGUCUGCCGUUUCAAGACGGAACCACGUCAAUGACGGAGUCUGCUAAAAUCGUAUUCAUGGUUCAUGUUAGUGAUGUCCUAUAUCCUUCUAAAUACAUACGAAGUGUCAACCAAAAUAACGACAUUUUCAGCAGGUUUGUAAACACACCCGUGAUGACUGUCAUCGUUGAUGAACGGAAGAUUGAGGACUUGUGGCAACGCGUCAAUAUAACUUUCUCCAACAUCAUGGCUGACAACUACGACCCCGUUUGUACUUUCUGGGACACUGGAAUCGGGAACUGGUCAACCCAAGGUUGCAAACUAAUCAGAGUUGGUCCAGACACAUCUUUCUCACAAAUCACCGCUCCAGAGGAUGUAGAAAUCACCGACAUCAACAGUGUGACCUGUGCGUGUGACCACUUUACAAGCUUUGCAGUGAUUGUGGACAUUUACUCCGACGGACGACAAAACAAGGUGUUCCGAUGGCUAAGCAUCAUAGGUUGUGGGGUAUCCAUUAUCAGCCUUAUCAUCACUGUCUUCACCUACAUUAGUUUGAUCAGGAAAUUACGAGCAUCUCGGGGCGACAACAAUCAGCUCUACAUCCUCCUAUGUUUCUGCGUUACACUACUUGGACUCUACUUUGCCUUCUUAGCCAUCAUCGGAUUCGAUGCAGAGUUUCGCGUUGCCGAAUUAGAGAUUAUCCCAUGUAGCGUCAUUGCUGCCCUCACACAUUUCUUCGCGCUAUCUUCAUUGACAUGGAUGGGAAUCGAAGGUUUUCAUAUUUAUCUGACCAUGGUUCGAAUCGUCGAUAAUUACAUACCGAAGUUUAUGCUUAAGGCGACUCUGCUCGGUUGGGGUGUACCAGCUGCUAUUGUUGGAGCAACGAGUGGUCUACUGCGUCGUGAUUAUGCCUUACAAGAUUUUUGUUAUGUGCAGCGAUGGGCUUUGAUAGGAGGAAUCCUUGUACCCAUGGCCAUCAUCCUGGUAAUCAAUACUAUCAUCUUCAUCUUCGCUAUCCGUCAACUUGGCCAGUCUGCCAGGCUCCCAGGACGAGUAUGGAAAGACCGCGAGGCUAAACGUAAAGCAUGUAUCGAGAGAACACAGACCGGUGUUUCCUUCCUUAUCCUCAUGGGUUUGACUUGGUCUACAGGUUACCUGGUUCUCCUGCAGGACGACGUUGCUGAAGUUCUCUUUAUCAUCUUCAACUCCUUACAGGGGUUCUUUAUAUUCGUGCUUACAUGUCUAAGGAAGGAUGCGGUGCGGAAGCAAUGGAAACAGCUUUGUUGUACAAAGUGUUCAGAAUCUGAGACGACUAGCUCUCGAUCAGGUCGUAAUUUCGUCAAAGCAUCACACGGGAGCAACAACUCCAAUACAGCCAUAGAGCUAUCUGUUUCACACUGAGAUGUCAUCGAAAGAAAACUAGGCCUACUCAGAUUUUUUAGUUUUGAAAAUAAAAUUCGGCAGAAGUAAAUUGAUAAAAACAAAAUGCAAUUCUAGCGAUAGCUGUUAAAUUAUCAUUCUGAAAUUAAAAUAAUUCAAGAUAGAUGUUACAAGGAAUAUGAUACAAAUGUAUUUAGAGAAGAGCUUGUUGUCUGUAACUGGGAAACGGUAUAUAAUUCAAAAGAAGUCACAACAGCUAAUUUUCUAGUUUUGAAGAAUUAUUAUCCGGCAGAAGUAAAUUGAUAAGGAAAAUGCAAUUCUAGCGAUGAAUGUCAAAUUAUCAUCCAUAACAGAAAAUAAUUUGAUAUAGAUAUAUAAAUGUAUUUAGAGAAGAGCUUGCUGCCAAUAACUGGGAUACGGUAUACAAUUCAAAAGAGGUAAACACAGCUUAAAUCUCAAUUUUCAAAUGUUAUUAAUCAAAUCAUCGUCAGAAUCUUGUUGAUACAUGUAAGCACACAAAUAAAGGAAAUGUACUGACCACUCUUCUAGGUAAUUUAAAACAGAAUUACUACUGCGAUUUGCUUCAAAAUAAUAUGAA